UACUUGUAAACAAAAUUGUGAGAGUAUGAGGUAUUGCUUGCUUAGCCUCACCCCAUCCUUCAUUUACAUUUAUCUCUAAUCCACCAAAACACACUCAUUCCAGAACUCAAUAACCGCAUAUUUACGUACUUAAAAACACAUAAAUGCCCACAAUACGCGCACGCACACAUGCAAAUACAUAUAUAUACAUUCACGCAGUGCACAGAUCCGUAUCACACUCCGCCACAUUUGAACAAAUAUACCUCAAUUUUCUAAAGUAACCUGCACGGUGUUUGCUAAUUUUAUUUCAAGUUAUAUUCUCAAUUUCUAGAGGAAAUUCAGCUACCCACAAAAAGAGUGCCUUAUAUUUUGCAGCAGAAACUUCUCAGCCAACAGUACAGGUAGAGAUUGAUGCGAUUGAGGUGGUGGAUGAGAGGAAAAAACAAACACAGGCUAUUCAUAAUACUGCACAUUUCAUGUACUGCGAUCGGCUUAGAGUAGAAUAAGAGAAAAUGGGGUUCUUGUCCCUGUUGAAGGUGGCGUCCAUGCCUAUACUGCAGAUGCUCAUAAUAAGCAUAUUAGGGGCUUUCAUGGCAACUGAUUAUAUCAAGCUUCUCCCGUCCGAUGCCAGGAGAUCUUUGAACAAAAUUGUGUUCGCGGUAUUCACUCCAGCACUAGCGUUUACAAGCCUGGCAAAGACUGUCCGCCUCCAAGACAUCAUCUCCUGGUGGUUCAUGCCUAUUAACAUUGGGAUAACUUUUUUGGUUGGAGGAAUUCUUGGAUGGAUAUCAGUUCAAAUCAUUAAACCAGAACCACAUAUACGAGCUCUUGUCAUUGCCAUGUGUUCAUCAGGAAACUUGGGCAACAUUCUAUUGAUUCUCAUCCCUGCAAUCUGCAAGGAGAAUGGCAGUCCAUUUGGAGAUAAGUAUGUUUGCGCCAGCGUUGGACUUUCAUAUGUUUCUUUCUCCAUGGCGCUUGGUGCGUUCUUCAUCUGGACACAUACGUUUCAUUUAAUACGAAGCGUUAGCGAAAAAUAUAGAGCAUCGGUUGCAGCUCAGGAGUCCAUAAAGCAGCCUAACAAAGACUUAGAGGCGAACGAGAAGUCUCUCCUUCUCAAUGGAGCAGAACAUGCCCAUAUACCCUCUACUCAAGAUUGCACAAACCAACAAAUAAAGAUAGAGCAGAAGCACAAUAGAACUUCAUGGGAUCAGAUAAUGGGAAUUCUACAUCAACUACGAGAGGAGCUAUUGGCACCUCCAAUCCUUGCUGCGAUUGUUGGGCUUAUCUUUGGAGCAGUUACAUGGCUUCGAAACCUUAUUGUCGGUGAAAGCGCGCCACUUAGAGUGAUUAACGACUCCAUUAAAUUACUUGGUGACGGAACUAUUCCUUGCAUCACUCUCAUACUAGGUGGCAACUUAACACAAGGGCUACGUAAGGCGAAAUUGAAAUCAGUAAUUGUGAUUGCGGUGAUCUGUGUGAGAUACAUAAUGCUUCCUGCUGUUGGGAUUUUUGUUGUAAAAGCAGCUUCACACUUAGGAUUUCUUCCUUCUGAUCCCCUCUACCACUUUAUGCUCAUGAUUCAGUUCACUGUUCCACCGGCUAUGAAUAUCGGUACCAUGACACAACUCUUUGAUGUGGCACAAGAAGAGGGUUCAGUCCUGUUCUUUUGGACUUACCUGGUUGCAACCAUUGCUCUCACUACCUGGUCCACUGUCUUCAUGUGGAUCUUGUCCUAGACAAAGCUACAAUGUAUAGGAUACCAGCUGUUUUAAAUCUUGUUUUGUCAUUAGCUCGAGUAUAUAUACAUAGUGUUCAUCUUUUUGGUUCAUGCGUAGAUUGUCACACGUACACUCUAUUUCCAGAGACAGUGCUAUCUUUGGGACAGUGUAGCAGGAUGUGUACUAGUGUAAAUAAAGUGCGUGUAUUUGUGUAAAUAUAUAUACUUAUUAGUUUA
Sesamum indicum (sesame) is the source of this 1933-nucleotide messenger RNA. RefSeq names its product protein PIN-LIKES 7. Gene Ontology annotation, biological process: endoplasmic reticulum to cytosol auxin transport. The record is from RefSeq and is a predicted model, not a curated record. Gene Ontology annotation, cellular component: membrane. NCBI's taxonomy places the organism in Eukaryota, Viridiplantae, Streptophyta, Magnoliopsida, Lamiales, Pedaliaceae.